AUGGGCAACUACUUGAGCCGGAGGAGCGCCGAGGAGCGGCUCGAGGCCCGGGUCGCCUACCUCGAGGCGGAGAACGCGUCGCUGCGGCGCGCCGCGUCGCGCGGCGACCUUCGCGCGCCGCACCACCGGCCGCGGCUCCCGAGCUGGGACUGGGAGUUCCGCAUCCCCAGCGACGUGCUCAUCCUGUGCCUGUCGCGCGUGCCCUUCGACGACCUGGGCAGCGUGCGCGCCUGCUGCGGCCGCUGGCACCGCAUCGCGCGCGAGGAGUCGUUUGCGCUCGAGCGGCGGCAGACAGGGCAGGACAAGGGUGAUUCAACGCGGCGGAGCGGCUUCGCGGAGAGCCGCUGA
Molecule: messenger RNA, 348 nt
Organism: Aureococcus anophagefferens
Lineage: Eukaryota; Pelagophyceae; Pelagomonadales; Pelagomonadaceae
Exons: 2
Coding region: 1-348 (115 amino acids)
Molecular function (GO): protein binding
Source: RefSeq, a predicted model, not a curated record